UCCCUCUUUCCCUCUGCACCGAACUUCCUCUAUCCCCCCUCCCUCGAUGUAUCCACCCUGUCUGGUCUGAGUGCAGUACAGAAGUGGUGGGGAUGAGUGCAGACAGGGGCAGAUGGUAUAGUACAGUUAGUUUGUGAGGAAUAGGGACGGAUGCUGAAUGUAGGAGUUCUCCGUCUGUCUGGACUGGAUUAGGCUGGGAGAAGAAGCAGCAACCCAGUCAUGGGAUGCUGUAGUGUGACUCAGCGAGGAGCACAUUCUGGGAUUGACGAGGUGGGCCCUGACGAGAUCGAGCUCCUGGAGAUUGACAACUCAGGGAUAUGGAAUCUAGGAGAGAGCCGGUUACAGCUGUCUGUGAGGAACGGACAAACUGAUCCACCCUCUCGAUACCCCUCAGUGAGACACCUUGAGCAAGAGAUGUUGCUAUGGGGGAGGAGCAAAGAAGAGCUGCAGCACAGAAUCUACAGCCAGCCAAUCCGUGCCUGGGAGGGCCAGCCUGCACACACGUAUGGAGAGAUAGUGUACUCCUCCCUCGUGUCUCUGUACAACAGCUACACACAGGAGACGAAUGAUCACUAUCUGGUACUGUUUUCCUCUCACUUAUUGAUCCUGUCUCUGGAUCACUCUCAUCGUGACUUUACCUAUGAGGGCAUCCUGCCUCUAUCUGGGCUGUCUUUCCAGGCCACCUCACUGGACUCCAAUGCGCAACACAUGUUCCAGAUCAGUGGUCCAAUGGUGGAUUCAAAGGUUUUCAUCUGUGCCAGCGCAAUGGAGUUGCACAAAUGGAUGCAUCACAUGGAGGAGAGGAGAUACAAAUCCACGAGCCAACCGCUAAGCCCUUCCCACUGUGCACUGUCUUACCUGUUACCCUGCGAUGAGAGUUGGAAGAAAGAGGAACUGAAAAGGUAUUUACUGCAAGCCCCAAUAUGGCAAUGGGAAGGGUCCCCCAUUCAGCACAUGGGCCAACCAAUAUUUCUAUCCAUGGUUCACAUCAUCAACACACAGAGACAGGGACUUCAUGAACGACUUCUUGUCCUCUUCCCUCAAGAUGUCCUGCUUCUCUCUGUGGAUAAUAAGCGGCUCAAUAUCAAAUAUGAGGGUAGAUUGCCUCGAAGAAGCAUCUCAGCCAUUGAGAAUUCAGCAUUUCCUGGGAGACUGGAGUUUGAGUUAACAGGUGAAUUCCUGGAGCCGCUGCAGGUAUCUUGUACCUGUCCUGAAGACUAUCAGAACUGGAUCUUACAGUUACAACAGCUGGAAUAUAACCUACAAGCUACCUCAAACCACAUGGCUCCACCCCCCAUGCCAAAAAAACAGCUGAACAGAAAAGAGUCCCAGAAACCAAUUAUAAUGGCUCUAGACUGAGAUCCACUUAUCAAUAGAAAAAACAUUGCAAUUUUUCAGAAAUAGACAUUGCAUUUUUUGAUAGCAUAUAUAUUAGUUUGGAACAAUUGAAUGAAAAUAUUUUGGUAUUUUCAUGUAAGCUACAGUCAGUAGUGUCAUUAAUGACAAUGCUACUAUAAAGAGGUAGUAUAUUUUUAGUGCACUGAUAUUACCAUAUUUUUAUCUAAACUCUAUGAUUCAAUAAACGUGGAAAAUGUAGUGCUCCUACUUACCAUUUUUCUGUUAUGAUUGUUAUUGAUAUUUUAUGUAAAAUAAAUCAAUAAAAACAUAUUUUUCAUCA
This is a messenger RNA of Esox lucius (northern pike), 1678 nucleotides long. Its product is annotated as pleckstrin homology domain-containing family N member 1. The transcript is spliced from 11 exons. The coding region runs from base 220 to 1359 and encodes 379 amino acids. Lineage: Eukaryota; Metazoa; Chordata; Actinopteri; Esociformes; Esocidae. The record is from RefSeq and is a predicted model, not a curated record.